CAGGGAGAAUAACUUCAUCAAGGACUUCCCCCAGCUGGCCGAUGGGCUGAUGGUGAUCCCGCUGCCCGUGGAAGAGCAGUGCCGUGGCGUCCUCUCGGAGCCCCUUCCCGACCUCCAGCUUCUCACCGGGGACAUCAAGUACGACGAGGCGAUGGGGUACCCCAUGGUGCAGCACUGGCGGGUCAGGAGCAACCUCUACAGGGUGAAGCUCAGCUCCAUCACCCUCUCUGCAGGCUUCGCAAACAUCCUGAAGAUCCUGAACAAGGACAGCAGCCGGGAGGAGCUGCUCUCCUUCAUCCAGCAGUUUGGCUCCCACUACAUCGCGGAGGCUCUGUACGGCUCCGAGUUCAGCUGCACCAUCCACUUCCCCAGCAAGAAGGUCCAGCAGCAGCUCUGGCUCCAGUACCAGAAAGAAACAACGGAGCUUGGAAACAAGAAGGAGUUGAAAUCCAUGCCCUUCAUCACCUAUCUCUCGGGCCUGCUGACGGCACAGAUGCUGUCUGAUGACCACCUCAUCUCAGGUGUGGAGAUUCACUGUGAGGAGAAAGGGCGCUGCCCAUCCACUUGCCAUUUGUGCCGGCGCCCUGGCAAGGAGCAGCUCAGCCCCACGCCAGUUCUGCUGGAGAUCAACCGAGUGGUGCCUCUGUAUGCUCUCAUCCAGGACAACGAUACCAGGGAGGCUUUCAAGGGAGCCCUGAUGAGCUCAUACUGGUGCUCGGGGAAAGGCGACGUUAUCGAAGACUGGUGCAGGUGUGACCUCAACGCCUUCGACGAGAACGGACUCCCCAACUGCAGCCCUCUCCCUCCGCCUGUCCUACGGCUCUCCCCCAACGUGGAGCCCUCCAGCACCGUGGUCUCUCUGGAGUGGCUGGACGUGCAGCCGGCCAUUGGGACGAAGGUGUCUGACUACGUCCUGCAGCACAAGAAGGUGGAUGAGUACACGGACACGGACCUCUACACAGGAGAAUCCUUGAGCUUUGCGGAUGAUUUGCUUUCUGGCCUUGCAACAUCCUGUGUGGCAGCGGGUAGGAGCCACGGAGAUGUCCCUGAAACCAGCCUCUACUCAGUCAUUUUCAAGUGCCUGGAACCAGAUGGUCUGUACAAAUUCACCCUCUACGCGGUGGAUACGCGAGGGAGACACUCAGAGCUGAGCACGGUCACCCUGAGGACAGCCUGCCCGCUGGUCGAUGACAGCAAAGCAGAAGAGAUAGCUGACAAAAUCUACAACCUCUACAACGGCUACACCAGUGGGAAGGAGCAGCAGACGGCCUACAACACGCUGAUGGAGGUCUCGGCUUCCAUGCUCUUCCGAGUCCAGCACCACUACAACUCCCACUACGAGAAGUUUGGAGACUUCGUCUGGCGCAGUGAGGACGAGCUGGGGCCCAGGAAGGCACACCUGAUCCUGCGGAGGCUGGAGAAGGUCAGCAGUCACUGCUCCACCCUGCUACGCAGUGCCUACAUCCAGAGCCGCACCGAGACCAUGCCCUACUUGUUCUGCCGCAGCGAAGAAGUCCGGCCGCCCGGCAUGGUCUGGUACAGCAUCCUAAAGGACACCAAAGUAACGUGUGAGGAGAAGAUGGUCUCCAUGCUGCGCAACACCUACGGGGAGUCCAAGGGGCGGUGAGGGAAGGUGCAGGCCUGGAGCUGUGGGAGGCCAAGGGACUCCGAGGAGUCGAGAACUCAUGAUGUGCUGAGUGGCUGGUGGGGUUCGGGGUCGGGUGGUGUUCGGAGGGGGUGGAAGGGGACAGCGAGGCCAAACAGGACUUUCUCACGCAGAUGGCAGAGAAACGAGAAAUGAGCAAGUUGGACUUUUAAUUUCUUUUCCUUUUUUUUUUUUUUUUUUUUUAAUUUUUCAAGAGGAGGAGAAAAAAAAAACAAAAAAGAAGAAAUUACCUAAUUUGACUCAGCAUAAAAGCCUUCUCCUUUUUAAUCUUUUCUUACUGAAUUUCCUGGACUACACGCUCCACAACCCUGGGAGGAAGGAGAUACCCGCUGGAGGCCAGGCGGAGGGGAGCUGCUGGGCGCAGGGUGGCCCCCUCCCUGCCUGCCCUGCCUGCCCUGCCGCCGGGCAGGAGCCGUGGGGCAAGGGGCCCCGGUGCCGUGGUGGCCAAGGACGACAAGAGGAGGUGGCACGGGUGGACGGUGACACCGUGCUGCCAGCGAAGGUCCCGGAGGGGGAUGCCGGGCAGGUACGAGGACGCUGCAGGCAAGGUGGGCUUUUGUACCACUCCGAGUUGACGGAGCAGCUCCGGGCACAGCCUUGGUUGGCAAGGCUCCCGGCAGCUUGUUCUGUGCAUUAAAGAGUCAUAUC
Calidris pugnax (ruff) is the source of this 2314-nucleotide messenger RNA. RefSeq names its product astrotactin 2 (gene ASTN2). Gene Ontology annotation, biological process: neuron migration; neuron cell-cell adhesion. Gene Ontology annotation, molecular function: protein binding. The transcript has 10 exons. The record is from RefSeq and is a predicted model, not a curated record. NCBI's taxonomy places the organism in Eukaryota, Metazoa, Chordata, Aves, Charadriiformes, Scolopacidae. Bases 50 to 1627 code for a protein of 525 amino acids.